CUAAUCCAAUAAAACACAAUAAAAAGAACAAACACAAAAGGUUGUGGGGAGGCAUAGUGUGCCCUCUGUUCUUAUUCUUCUUAGCGUGCCUCCCCUCAGAUCUUAGUUUUCUGCAAGAUUUGGCAUCUGGGUUUUGCUUCAACCGGUGGGUUUUCGGGGAAUUUCGAUUCAAAGUUCGGAUCUUUUUGUAAAUUUGCUCUGGGUUUUGGAUCUCGCUGACUUCCCGAUUGAAAUUGUAUACGGGUUUGUCUUUUUCAGGUUUGCUUACUUGUGGGUCGGUUUCUUGAUCGAUGAACGAUCCGAUGUUUUUGAAUUGAAUCGAAGAUAAUGAUUUUUGUGUGGGAGAUUGAGUUGGUCGACUUGUAAUAAACAUAGGAAUAUGGUAUUGGAUUCAUAGUCUGAUUGGUUAUUCAUCUGCAUUUCAGUUCACUGGCUUGGAUUCUUAUUGCGAUAUCUUGGGUAUUGGGUUUAGUUGAUUUUAGUGUUGGAUAUAGAGUUGUUGGGCUUCUAAUAAACAUGGAAAAGACGUAUUAGAUUCAUAGUCGAAUUGGUUAUUCAUCUGCAUUUCCAAUUCACUACCUUGGAUUCGUAUAAACGAUAUCGCCUUAAUACCUUGAGGUAUGGGACGUGAUUGGAAUUUCAUUUGCUUUCCUUAAACCAAAUAGUGUAGAUUCUUUUAGUUAAUUUUGAUGGAUAUGUUAUUUUUUGUUUCUAAUGUAAAACAGUGAGAAGCUUAACCAAGAGAGGGACCGACCUUAAAUCCUCCUCGAGGAGAGACAAUUUAUCGAUUGGAUCCAUUAUAGAAUAUAUUGUGGUUGAAUUUUGUGUUUGGCAAUUUUUUUUGUUUAGUUCUUUUGUGAGAAACAUUCGUGCUUCUUCUUCUUUUGUGCGUUGAAUUGCCUCUAGUUCCAUGCGCGGUUGUGAUUUUCUGAACUUAAACUAAUGGAAGUAUUUUUGGCAUGUAGAAAAAUGCAAUCUGAUAGUGGUAAGUUAUUUAUUGGUGGAAUAUCUUGGGACACAAGUGAAGAGCGUCUCAAGGAGUAUUUUAAUUCAUAUGGGGAGGUGGUGGAAGCUGUUAUUAUGAAGGAUCGGACAACAGGUCGUGCUCGAGGCUUUGGCUUCGUUGUUUUUGCUGACUCAGCUGUUGCAGACAGGGUCAUAAUGGAGAAGCACAGCAUUGACGGAAGGAUGGUUGAGGCAAAAAAGGCUGUUCCUAGGGAUGACCAAAACAUUUUGAGUAGAACCAGUGGUAGCACCCAUGGUUCCCCAGGUCCUGGCCGUACAAGAAAGAUAUUCGUUGGAGGUUUAGCAUCCACCGUCACGGAGAGUGACUUCAAGAAGUAUUUUGAUCAGUUUGGGAUAAUCACAGAUGUUGUGGUUAUGUAUGAUCACAACACCCAGAGACCUAGAGGCUUUGGAUUCAUUACUUAUGAUUCAGAGGAAGCAGUGGACAAGGUUUUGGUCAAGAGCUUUCAUGAACUAAAUGGUAAAAUGGUUGAGGUCAAGCGUGCUGUUCCCAAAGAGUUAUCACCGGGUCCAAGUCGCAGCCCACUUGGUGGAUACAACUAUGGUCCGAGUAGGGCAAAUAGCUUCCUUAGUGGCUACAAUCAAGGAUAUCCUCCAAAUACCGUUGAAGGCUACGGACUUCGAAUGGAUGGUAGAUUAAGUCCAGUUGCUGGUGGUCGAACUGCCCUUCCUCCAUUUGGUUCUGGUUAUGGAAUGGGUAUAAAUUUUGAGCCAGGGUUGAGCCCAGGUUUUGGGGGGAGUUCAAAUUUUAAUAGUAAUCUGAGCUAUGGACGUGGUUUGAACCCUUAUUAUGUCGGUAAUUCGAAUAGAUUUAGCAGUCCAAUUGGGUAUGACAGUCGUAAUGGAGGAAACUCCUUUUUCAGCUCAGCAACUCGGAAUCUUUGGGGGAGUGGGGGGCUUAAUUUUGGCACCAACCCUGCAAGUUCCAGUGCAUACCAGGGACCAGGACGUGGGAGCAUUGCAGAAGGUACAUUUGUCAAUAAUGGAGUUAACUGGGGAUCUUCAGAAAUUUUUGCCCAAGGUGGAAACAGUGUUUCUAAUAAUAGUGGGAAUCUUGCUUAUGGAGGAGGUGAUAACAGUUAUGGUUUGGGAACAGGAGUGUAUGGAAGAAAAAGUGGUAACAGUGUAGCCCAAACAUCAUCUUAUGCUGCAUCUAAUGGUGGUUUUGAUGGGGCCUUUGCUGACUUCUAUAGUGGUGGUUCAGAAUAUGGAGACACCACUUGGCGAUCAUCAAAUGCUGAACAAGAUGGAUCGGGUCCCUUUGGCUAUGGGUUUGGUAGUACCGUUUCCAACGUUUCUUCUAAAACUCCUCCUGGUUAUGUUGGUGGUUAUAGUGUUAAUAAGAGAGAGUCAAAUAGAGGAAUUUCUGCAUAGGAGGAUCGUUUGGAUUUCACAACAUUGUAGGUGAAGAUAGUCUCGUGAAGCAGGUGAAUUGUGAAUGUCUCACACCCCAAUCAUUAAUAUAUUUCAGUUAAAACAUUAAGGACGUUUGGUUAUCUAGGGCUAACAGGAGUGCCUGAGUUGAAGAAUCAAAUUUAGAGAUAGAAGUUACAGGAAUUUUGUGUUAAGGCUUGGGAUUUGAGUUACCAUUUUAGGUUUUUUUUUCCUCUCUCUCUGGUACUUGAGUGAGAUGUAAAAUCAGAUUGCGGGAUGUAGAAGUGUAUCAUGCAUCUCUGGUGAGGCGGCAAUACAAAAACAGAUAGACUUGUGAUAAUUUGUUUUUUUGUUUUUUCCUAUUUUCCCAUAGAUUUUGAUAUGUAAUGUCUCUGGAAAAAUUGUGGGUUCUGGUUCAGGGAUGCGUUGUUUUCUUCUUGUACCCAUCAUUUUUUUUUUUGUUUUGGCAGCUUUUACUGAGGUGUUUGUUCAAUUUGAAGAUUGAAACAUUUAAGGGAUACCUAUCUUGGGAUCCCAUAAAUAAGUUACUCAGACACUGAUUCUUUUUCCAUGAUAAUAUUUUCUGUGCAACCGGUUCAAACUA
This is a messenger RNA of Carya illinoinensis, 3004 nucleotides long. RefSeq names its product heterogeneous nuclear ribonucleoprotein 1-like. Bases 943 to 2400 code for a protein of 485 amino acids. The record is from RefSeq and is a predicted model, not a curated record. The transcript has 3 exons. Gene Ontology annotation, molecular function: RNA binding. NCBI's taxonomy places the organism in Eukaryota, Viridiplantae, Streptophyta, Magnoliopsida, Fagales, Juglandaceae.